Molecule: messenger RNA, 3088 nt
Organism: Diachasma alloeum
Lineage: Eukaryota; Metazoa; Arthropoda; Insecta; Hymenoptera; Braconidae
Gene: l(2)37Cb
Product: pre-mRNA-splicing factor ATP-dependent RNA helicase DHX16
Exons: 3
Coding region: 268-2931 (887 amino acids)
Cellular component (GO): intracellular anatomical structure; catalytic step 2 spliceosome
Molecular function (GO): ATP binding; RNA binding
Source: RefSeq, a predicted model, not a curated record
UGUUAUGGCCUUCAUCCCUUACACAUUUUUCACCAAAAAACGUUUAAAUGAAGUUAUCAUCCACUGUGGUAAAGAAUUAUCUCCAGUUAUCAUGAACAAAAAACUCAUGAACUUAUCAAGAACAAAAAAAACAUAAAAUCCUAAAAUUCAUAAAUACAUUUAGGCUGAGUGGUCGUUUGUUUUGAACUGUCAUCAACAUUGUCAGAUCAAUUGUUUCAUCAAUUAGGUGAAAUAACCCAACGCCCAAGUCCUCGAAAUCCGCGCACAAUGGGUCGAUACAGAAAGAAAGAUUUAUCGAACGAUGACAGUAGCGACAGCGAGGAGGAGCGUCGCAAACGUGACAUCCAAGCCCGAGACGAAUUUGCAAAGCGUCUGAAGGAGAAAGACGAGUCAAAAGUGCGAAAGGUCGCGAUGCCAGCGGGUUCAGGUACAGUGGAGGCAGCGAAAAGGCUCAAAAUCAUGGAAACCGAUUCAAGAGACAAACUGCUGCCAAAGCUCCGAGUGGAAUCCCGCCGUCAAUACCUGGAAAAACGAAAGGAGGACAAAGUAGCUGAGCUGGAGGCUGACAUAUUGGACGACGAGUACCUCUUCAACGAAGAAGUUCUAACAGAACGUGAGAGAAAAGAAAGAGCGCACAAAAAGCAGCUUUUGCAGCUGGCAAUUGAGCAUGAGAAAGCGAGGGAACUCGAGAGGGUCCAGAGGUACCACAUGCCCCUGGAGAAGGGCAAGGGUGAGGUGGAGUCAGAGCCCAUGGACAUUGAGCCACCGCAAUCAGAGCAGAGCAAGUGGGAGUCCCAUCAGAUGACAUCAGCCCAGUUCAAAUUCGGAGUGAAGAACAAACAAGAGAAACAGGAGUACGAACUUCUCCUGGAGGACGAGGUGGAGUUCGUUCAGGCGCUGGGAAUCCCCGGAAGCACAGAAGAUCGUCGAGAGGCCCCACCAGUGACCGAGAAGACCAAAGCCCUGACGACAAUCGAAGAAACCCAAAAAAGUUUGCCAAUUUACCCCUUCAGAAGGGACUUGAUUCAAGCAGUGAGAGAUCAUCAGGUUCUCAUAAUCGAGGGUGAGACUGGCUCUGGAAAAACCACGCAAAUACCUCAGUACCUCUACCAGGCUGGCUUCACCAAGAACGACAAGAUCAUUGGCUGCACCCAGCCCAGACGAGUGGCCGCAAUGUCAGUGGCUGCCAGAGUCGCCCACGAGAUGACUGUGAAGCUUGGCAAUGAGGUGGGCUAUGCCAUAAGGUUUGAGGACUGCACGUCCCAUCGAACGAGGAUAAAAUACAUGACUGAUGGCACCCUGCACAGGGAAUUUCUGAGUGAACCAGAUCUCGGAUCUUACAGUGUCAUGAUAAUUGACGAAGCUCACGAACGUACCCUCCACACUGACAUUCUCUUCGGCCUCGUGAAAGACAUCACACGUUUUCGAAAAGACUUGAAGCUCCUGAUAUCGUCAGCAACCCUGGACGUCGCAAAGUUCAGUGCAUUUUUCGAUGGUGCACCAAUUUUCCAAAUUCCCGGUCGUCGUUUUCCGGUGGACAUUUAUUACACAAAAGCACCUGAGGCUGAUUACAUUGACGCCUGCGUUGUCUCGAUACUUCAAAUUCACGCCACCCAGCCCGUGGGGGAUAUUCUGGUGUUUCUCACUGGACAGGAUGAGAUUGAGACGUGCCAGGAGAUGCUGCAGGAGCGAGUCAGACGACUUGGAACUAAAUUGGGGGAGUUGAUGAUACUCCCUGUGUACGCAAAUUUGCCGAGUGAUAUGCAAGCAAAAAUAUUCUCACCGACACCCCCAGGGGCCAGAAAAGUCGUCCUCGCUACGAAUAUAGCAGAGACUUCUCUGACGAUUGAUAAUAUUGUUUAUGUCAUUGAUCCUGGAUUUGCGAAGCAGAACAAUUUCAACUCCAGGACGGGGAUGGAGAGUCUCAUGGUUGUGCCCAUCAGCAAAGCCUCGGCCAAUCAGAGAGCUGGGAGAGCUGGGAGGGUGGCGCCUGGAAAGUGCUUCAGGCUUUACACUGCGUGGGCUUAUCAGCAUGAACUUGAGGACAAUACGGUGCCUGAAAUUCAGAGAAUCAAUCUUGGAAAUGUCGUGUUAACUCUCAAAGCUCUCGGCAUCAAUGACCUCGUGCACUUUGAUUUUUUAGAUCCACCUCCACACGAAACUCUGGUGCUUGCUCUGGAGCAACUGUACGCACUCGGCGCUUUGAAUCACAAGGGCGAGCUCACGAAACUCGGGCGGAGGAUGGCUGAGUUUCCUCUGGAUCCAAUGAUGGCAAAGAUGUUACUGGCAAGUGAGAAGUAUCGGUGUUCCGAGGAAAUCGCUACUAUUGCGGCAAUGCUGUCUGUGAAUGGAGCGAUUUUUUAUCGCCCCAAGGAUAAGAUUAUUCAUGCCGACACGGCUAGGAAAAAUUUUCAUGUGCCGGGUGGGGAUCAUCUGACUCUGCUGAACGUCUAUAAUCAGUGGCAGCAGAGCGAUUUCAGCACGCACUGGUGUUACGAGAAUUUCAUACAACAUAGAUCAAUGAAACGAGCUAGAGACGUUCGUGAGCAGUUGGUUGGCCUAAUGGCAAGAGUUGAAAUGGAACUCAUCUCCGGCAUUACAGAUACCAUAAACAUUCGAAAGGCUAUAACAGCUGGCUACUUCUACCACGUAGCGAGACUGUCGAAAGGUGGACACUACAAAACCGCAAAGCAUAACCAGACAGUCUCCAUUCACCCCAAUAGUUCACUAUUCCAAGAGUUACCGAGGUGGCUGCUCUACCACGAGCUGGUGUUUACCACUAAAGAGUUUAUGAGGUCAGUCACGGAAAUCGAGAGCAAAUGGUUGUUAGAAGUCGCUCCUCACUAUUACAAACCGCGCGAGUUAGAGGAUUCGACGAAUAAAAAAAUGCCGAAGGUCGCAGGACGGUCGAGACCUGAUGGCACUCACUGAUUCAAUUAAUUCAAUUGAAUUGUAUUUUUGAACCUGUUGUAUGGGGGGGGGGGGGGAGAAUUGUUAGAAUUAUUAUAAUAGUACUUGUAGGCUGGGCUGACAGCCAAAAAUCUUUUAAAUAAAAAUUGUACAGAAUAAAAUUUUGGCAAAAUACCAA